Molecule: messenger RNA, 2577 nt
Organism: Melanotaenia boesemani (Boeseman's rainbowfish)
Lineage: Eukaryota; Metazoa; Chordata; Actinopteri; Atheriniformes; Melanotaeniidae
Product: ankyrin repeat and SOCS box protein 2-like
Exons: 11
Coding region: 86-2170 (694 amino acids)
Biological process (GO): protein ubiquitination; intracellular signal transduction; ubiquitin-dependent protein catabolic process
Cellular component (GO): ubiquitin ligase complex
Molecular function (GO): protein binding
Source: RefSeq, a predicted model, not a curated record
CCAUCACAGACUCGUGUGCAGACUGCAGAUAAACUGAGUGAACAAACCAAAGAAAGCAGAGAUUGUUCAGAUUCUGUGCUCCAUCAUGGCAGCAGCCAGCAUCUCUCGCUCUGGUUCAGCAGUUCCUGACUCAACCUUGGAGGAUUAUUCUCUCUACAGCAAUCUGACCGAUGACCAGCUGCUGCAGCUCGCCAUCGAGCGCAGUCUGACCGAAACACACUGCAGCGCCCCGACCACCAGCAGCAACACCAUCACAUCCACACAACCUCCUCUACGCUGCAACAAACCAAACACUUCAGCUACAAACACAAACCAACCCAGCUGCACUUCCCAUAAUCCACCUGCUGCUCAGACCACAGCACACUACAGUUCUCCAAACCCUCCAGCGCCGAAGCCUCCUGAUAUGAAGACAUUUAAUGGGACAGUGAGUCGGUUCAUGACGGGUUCUGGGAAGAGGAUGGUGGCAUAUCGUGCCGCUGAUGGCAGCCUGGUCUACAUCGCUCCAGAACCUGAAGAGGAGGAGGAGCCUCUGUUUAAGGCGAUCCGUGAAGGUGAUGCAAACAAAGUAAAAGUUCUGAUGAUGCGCCCGGGAACCAACCUGAUGCUGCCGAGCAAACCCGGCUGGCUCGCAGUGCACCAGGCAGCGUGGUUUGGCCAGGACACCUGUCUGCGAAUGAUGCUGUCAACUCAACCAGGGAUGGUUAACAAGAGGACGAUACGCGGUGAGACACCACUGUUGGUUGCCGCCAGCAGAAACCAGCUGCAAUGUGCUCAGGUGUUGCUGGAAAAUGGAGCUGAGAUUGACAUCCCAAACUAUGAUAAAGAGACUCCCCUCUACAAAGCAUGUGAGAAGAACAGUCCUGCAGUCGUUGCAGUGCUGCUGAACCAUGGAGCGGCAGUGAAUACCCACUGCAUUCAGGGCUGGACGGCUCUGCAGGAAGCUGCUGGCCGAAAUAAUGUGGAAAUCUGUGAGAUGCUGAUGAAGGCCGGAGCCAAACACAACCUCCGCAACAUGUAUGGCAUCACGCCACUGUUCACAGCCGCUCAGACUGGGCAACUCGACACACUGCGCUUCCUCCUAAAACACGGUGCAGAUAUAAACACCCAGGCAUCUGAUGGAGCUACAGCUCUGUAUGAAGCAGCUAAAAAUGGACAUGAAUUUGUCAUUGAGCUCCUCGUGUCCCAGGGUGCUGAUGCCAACAAGCCUGGUAGGACGGGACUGUUACCAAUUCACAUUGCUGCCCAGCGAGGAAGCGAUGCAAUUGUUUCCAUGCUGAUCUCAGUCACCAGUAAGGCCAGAGUCCGAAGAACGGGUAUUAGCCCCCUGCACCUGGCAGCAGAGCGUAACCGUGACGACACCCUGGAGAUGCUGAUUGAAGCUGGCUUUGAUGUCAAUGCUCAGCUAUCUGAGGAGCGAUCGAUGCUGUACGAGGACCGCCGCAGCACCACGCUCUACUUCUCUGUCUUCAACAACAACAUCGACGCAGUGCGCAUGUUACUGGCUGCUGGUGCUGACCCCAACCUAGAUGUGUUCAAGCCGCUGAUGAUUGCUGCAAGGCAGGGUUGUGUUCAGACCGUCACCCUGCUGGUGGAACAUGGGGCUGACAUCAAUGCUAACAUCCCCACCCACCCCACCACCUUUCCUGCUGUCUACAUGUUUUCCAUGAAAUACCUUCCUUUGCUCAAAUACCUGCUGGACAGCGGAGGCCACGCUCUCUCCUGCUUCGACUGCAUGUACGGCAGCCAGCCGCAUCCACCAAUCAAAACCCCCCGACCAGACAGACUGCAUGACACCGACCAAAUCCUACCAGAUGCACACCUGAGGAGAGGCGUUCAGUUCUGUGAGAUGAUUUCCAUCCCCAGUGUCUCUCGAUGGGCGGGGCCGAUCAUUGAUGUCCUAUUGGAUUAUGUUGGUAAUGUGACUCUCUGCUCCAGACUAAUGGAACACCUGGAUAGUUACUCCGGAUGGAACGUCAUCAAGGAAAAAGCAGGACUUGGUGUAUUGGGCUUCCAUAUGAGGCUGCUACUGCCUCCACCUCGGCCACUGAUACAACUCUGUCGGCUGCAGAUCAGACAGCUGGUUGGACAUCGGAAACUGAAGAGGUUACCGUUACCGGGAGGUCUGAUUCGUUUCCUUCAAUACAAGGACUUUUCUAUGGAUGACUGCUAACGCUAUCCCAGUUGCACCAGCUGACUGAGCAAUACUGACCAGUUCUGGUUUCUGGUCUCUUACCUGAUGGACAUGCAGAGUGUGGUUACGCAGCAGAGAAAACCUCCUGCUGUCUGUUUAAACUGAUGACUGUAGCGUUAGAGAUGGUUGUGGCUUGUAGUUGUGUUUUCUGUUUCCUGUUUUAUCUGCAGCUUCAUUGUUUUAAUUUGGGUUCAUUCUGUGUUUGAAUUAAAACCAAAAGAACUCAUCAGAAUAAAAGAAAACACAAACAUCUGUUCAGAUAAUUAACCCUUAAAACGUCAAGCCAUUUUUGGCUAUAUUUGGUCCACCUGUUUUUUUAUAUAUAAAUAUAUAAAUGCUUUUAGAAGUUCAACCCUUUUCAGUACACAGACAUUUUUUUCAGGACG